This is a messenger RNA of Haliotis rufescens (red abalone), 6426 nucleotides long. RefSeq lists its product as uncharacterized. Lineage: Eukaryota; Metazoa; Mollusca; Gastropoda; Lepetellida; Haliotidae. Bases 208 to 672 code for a protein of 154 amino acids. The record is from RefSeq and is a predicted model, not a curated record. The transcript has 3 exons.
GCAACAUGAACUUCCGGUUUACCUGGCUUGUUGAUUACAGGUAAUCCUGGACGAGAAAUAAUAACAUCACUAACAGCUUUGUAGACUUGUAAAUAUUGCAACGAUGUAGGACAGGAAGACGGUACAACAUCCACUAAGUGUAAUCCAUCCAAGGCAAUAAUAUCCACCUGCAGUAGCCGAUGUGGCAGGCGAUAAGGAUGAGACAGAAUGGCCAAGUUUGAAGAUGAUGUGCAGGUCACAACUGCAGCAGCUACAACCACUACAACAACAGAAGAUGACAGCAAUGCUGGCGACAAGGACCAGGUCAUGGUGCCGGGGGAAGACACCCCAAUCACUGACACUGUGGCCGCCGUCACUGUCGCUAUACUAGCAGUCGUGUUACUUCUCACGCUGUUGGUCAUUUUCCGUGCCUUACGCAAACGUAGACGUGCACGCCAGGGUCAAAGGAUGGACGAUAUCCCAACAGUAUCAGCAGGCAUCAUGGGAGCAAGUGUGAGUGCCUACAACAACAUCCCAGUCGCAGGCCGAGUGACGUGGGAGCCAGUGUCACCGUCCACGUCCUCCGCCCAGCAGACCAGUCUACACCAAGACAACCCUUCACCCACCAGAGCAGGUCGCCACAACAGAAGGUCAAGGCCACCAAGGGGAGCCAACCCUCAGUCAACAAGUUAAAAUCAUCCUCCAGUUCUAGCACAUCUACCUUGCUGUGCUCUAAGUAUACUAACAGAGAGAACAUUUGUGAUAGAAAUUUGGCCGCCACAACAAAAGGUCAAGGCCACCAAGGGGAGCCAACCCUCAGUCAACAAGUUAAAAUCAUCCUCCAGUUCUAGCACAUCUACCUUGCUGUGCUCUAAGUAUACAAACAUAGAGAACAAUUGUGAUAGAAAUUAGGCUGCCACAACAGAAGGUCAAGGCCACUAAGGGGAGCCAACCCUCAGUCAACAAGUUAAAAUCAUCUUCCAGUUCUAGCACAUCUACCUUUCUGUGCUCUAGGUAUACUAAUAUGGAGAACAUUUGUGAUAGAAAUCCCUGAAAGGAAUUUGAUAUUCUGGAGGCCAUGGUUGAACGGCGACCAAUGGGGAGAUAACUCCCGUACAAAGAAGGAAAUCAUGUCAAAGGUGUAGAUAUUAUUUAAUGUUUUUAGUGAUGUUUGGGUUAUGAGUGACAAGUCUUUCAGUACAAAAUGUUUUCACUGUUUGUUUGUAAGUUUAAAUGUCCUGUUGUUGUGGUUUAAGGUAACAAAUGUUAGGGUCACUGGUUUAAGGUUAUGUGACACUGAAUGUGAAAUGUUUGUUAUUAUUUGAUGUUUCAUUAUUGUUUUAGAUGCCACAGUGCUGUGAUUAUAGAACGGCAGAUUGUGAAAGAGUUUAAAUUAUAUGUUAUAUGAUUUUAGAUAAUCAGGAAGUGUUUAGCUGAUUUUAUACUGCUUCAUCACACCAUGCUUUGUGUUGAUCUUAAAUCAAGCAGUCCUUGUAAGGACCAGUAGUGGAUGUCAUGCUAUCAACAUUAUCUUAACAUGUAAUAUGGGAAAAGAUUCAGGUCAGCCAUAGUUGUUACUAAAAUGACCUAAAAAGUCCUAAAUAAAUAAGAAUACCAGAAUUUUAGGGACUGGUCAUUGCAGUUAUUAUUUCUUGUAAUAAAUGUCCAGUGUUUUCUUACAUGUUGAUAAAAUAGAACAGAAAGUUUAUCACCCAAAAGCAGAUAGAGAAAUCAAGCAAUAUCUCCCUGUAGUGAAAUUGCAUUACAAUGCCUUGCAGACCAUUGUGAUGUCAUCUGUACCCGAGGGGUCACAGUUAAAUGACAUCUCUAAUCUCUCUGAAGCUGGUUAGCCAAAGGGUGCGUUGCAAAGCAUCAGUCGCUUGCAAGCGAUGUACAGUCAUUCACCUUACAACAGUGUGCUAACUUUCAGCUGCUUUCAAGCGAAAAAAUCGCUGUCUGAGGUCGCUUCGUUCUCAAACCAAAAUGACUGAAUCAAGGAGGAAAUGAACAAAGGCAGCUAACACCCCAUCAUCCUCAGGCUGCUCCAUAUCUUCAAAGUAGUCAUACAUUUCAUCAGCUCGUCAUCGAGCCUCUUCUAUUACAUUCUUCAUUACGUCAAGGCAACCAAGCGUUAGUUGCGCCCCCAUUUUGGAAGAGUGCGCAAGCACUUCGAAUUGUUGCAGACCUCGGGAUGAGCAAUUAAUUUGCUUUCUCUAAGCGAUUCCUGGCUUGCAACGCGCCCCUAGUUUUCACACUCAAGACACUGCUCAUUACUGUUUGCAAACUGAAAAAGUUGGAAUAAUGAUUUUGAAUUAUGUGAAAUAGAAUCUCACAUUCAAGUCUUUUAAUAUUAAAUACUGUAUAUCAAUAACUGUUGAUAUUAGAUUAAAACUUGAGUUAAUAUAUAUGAUAUCAAAAGACACAUGGGGAGAGUCUCUCUGUAUAAGUCUUUGUAAGAUGCCAUGGUGCUUGGAUCCUGUCAACCACAGUUAGUCAUAUUUCUCUGUACAUCUCCAUGUUGGGAGAUCAUCAUCCUCAAUAAUCCAGGGUAUUAUAUCUCCAUACUCUCCGAGAGAUACCGUUCGCAAUCAAAGCUUCAUCAAAGUAACAUCGCAAUCUUCAUCUCUCUUAUCACCAACUUAGAGCUAAUCAAUGACUUAGGACUUAGCAGUCCAAUGUGUGCAUCAUCGCGUGAGAUUACUUAUGUUCAUAGUGUACUGAUACAGACGUUAAUUGUACUGAAGAGUUUUUGUGAUUGAUGUAAGUUCAACCAGGUCAUUGUUAUGCAUAUGUUCCAUUUUAGUUUUGAAUUUGAAAAGAAAAUAUGUAAUUCAUGUACAUAAUAAUUUUGUAAUGAUCAUUUAACAUUCAGGAAAGGUUUCAAAGUUAACAUAUAAAUAGAUGUGGUAUUUUCCUGCAGUUAGAAUUCAACAAGUUGGAACCCUGUACUGGCCAGAACUAUUAUAUAAAUGUAGCAACAUAUGAAAUGUCUCCAGCUUAAAUGUUUCACAUGGAUACAAAAUCUCCUGAAUAAUGAUUUAUUGUGAUUAAUGCUCAGUCAAUCUUGCCUAAAAAGGGGGUUGCUUACAUUAUAUAUGGUAUUUUUUGUCACAGUUUUGAUUCUGAAAACAGCAAAAGUUAUAACAGCAAUAUACUCUCCAGGAAAUAGCCCAUGCCAACAUCAAUGUCAGCCAGGCUGUCACCAAGGACACCUGACGUAUUUAAUAUCCAUUUCAUAUUCAGGGAGGCCCGGGAUGCAGAUUUAACACGAUGUUGUUUCAGUCAGCCCUUCAGAACAUACAAUCUGCUUUUCUGAAAGGAAGAGACACCCAAACAAUUAUUCAUCUUCCCAUUUCCAUUUGCAUUUGCUUCAAACAAAAUGGCGAUGCUCUUUCAAAACGAUCAGAUCGAUGAUCAAGAUCUAUAUUGUAACAAAACAAGUCUUACCUCGCAAAGAGCAUUAAACCAUGUGAGUACCUUGAUUAAAAAUAUGAGAAGAUUUAGAAAAUACCUGUCGACAUCCCAGCAGUGCAAAGCUGCAACUUUUUAAAUGAGGGCCUAAAAGGGUUUAGUCAGGGCCUGCAGCUUCUAAAGUCUGUGGGUCCUGAUGGCAGCCUGGAUUCAUUUGAUUUCAAACACUGCAUCCCAGGCACGCCCCAAGAAUAUGAACUGGUCAACCUUGUGCUGUUCAUACACUAUAUACAGGGAUCUGAGUAGCCUGUGAGAACUGUCAUUGAGUAAUAGGAUCCUUACCCUCUGAUUACCAGCAUCGUCAAUACUUGACGGGUUUGUACAGACUGCGUUCAUCCAUCCAUGUACACAACCCAAGGGCUGAUCCAGCAUUUAUAAAAGGGAGGGGUCUAAAAGUUCAAAACCAUCUCUCAUUGGGGGUGGGAUGGGGUGGUGGAGGUAUUGUCUGCAACAUGCAAACAUUUAGUUUGUAAAAGGGGGGUCUGGACCCCAAGUACGUCCUCCGCCCUUUUGAUCCGCUUAUGCAAGCCAAAGAGAAUGACUAUACAUUCCAUGUGGAUGUUAUAUAUGUCAACUGUAUCAUUUCUUCCUCUGUCACAUGUCACUCUCAGCUGUACUUCCAUUCCACACUACUUUGUUAUCCUCUUAUUGCAGUUGACAUAAUAAUCUCUGAUUGACCCGUCUAGCAAAGUCUCAGGAGAAGCAAGGUCUGGUUCACAAAGUGUUCAGCUACGGAAGAUGUACCCUUGGCUUGUAAGCAUAGUCUGGGUCAAACAGAGCCUACAUUCCACAGACAUAAGAGUAUGAGGCAUACAUUCUGUUGUCAGUCGCAAAGACACUUAACACAGUGAAACUAUACACAGCAAUGGCCUAACCUUGGGGUGGGGGGUGGGGAUAUUGGUUUUAGGACUGUAUUUUGCUCAACCACAACCCCCAUUUUUAGAGGGGUUGUGAGAUGGGGGCGGGGGGUGUCAUGUAGAAAUGACAGAGAAAAGAGGCGGGUGGCCAAUAUUUAUAACAACUAUGAUGAGGAGUUUGGACUAUUUUUAAAUUUGAACAUUACUUAGGGACUGGUCAUUUAUUAUAAGGUAAGGGUCAUAUGAAAUAAUGUUACAUGUAGUAGGGGUUCGCCCCAAUUAUGUUUCUAGGUUUGUCAGUGCCAUGCCCGUGCUCGUGGGUGGCUCCGAAGUGGUAAACGUCUAAGACCUGCAUCACCUCGGGCUUUCCUGCCACAUUAAGCUGACACGCCGUGAUAUAACUGGAAUACUGUUAAGAGCGGCGUUAAACCUAACUCACUCACUGCUAGAGCCAUCAUGGGUCUCUGUUGCAGUGUGGUUCUGUGGUAGAGCCAUCAUGGGUCUCUGUUGCAGUUCUGUAGAGCCAUCAUGGGUCUCUGUUGCAGUGUGGUUCACUGGUAGAGCCAUCAUGGGUCUCUGUUGCAGUGUGGUAGAGCCAUCAUGGGUCUCUGUUGCAGUGUAGUAGAGCCAUCAUUGGUCUCUGUUGCAGUGUGGUUCUGUGGUAGAGCCAUCAUGGGUCUCUGUUGCAGUGUGGUUCUGUGGUAGAGCCAUCAUGGGUCUCUGUUGUAGUGUGGUUCACUGGUAGAGUCAUCAUGGGUCUCUGUUGCAGUGUUGUAGAGUCAUCAUGGGUCUCUGUUGCAGUGUGGUAGAGCCAUCAUGGGUCUCUGUUGCAGUGUGGUUCACUGGUAGAGCCAUCAUGGGUCUCUGUUGCAGUGUGGUAGAGCCAUCAUGGGUCUCUGUUGCAGUGUAGUAGAGCCAUCAUUGGUCUCUGUUGCAGUGUGGUUCUGUGGUAGAGCCAUCAUGGGUCUCUGUUGCAGUGUGGUUCUGUGGUAGAGCCAUCAUGGGUCUCUGUUGUAGUGUGGUUCACUGGUAGAGUCAUCAUGGGUCUCUGUUGCAGUGUUGUAGAGUCAUCAUGGGUCUCUGUUGCAGUGUGGUAGAGCCAUCAUGGGUCUCUGUUGUAGUGUGGUUCACUGGUAGAGUCAUCAUGGGUCUCUGUUGCAGUGUUGUAGAGUCAUCAUGGGUCUCUGUUGCAGUGUGGUAGAGCCAUCAUGGGUCUCUGUUGCAGUGUGGUUCUGUGGUAGAGCCAUCGUGGGUCUCUGUUGCAGUGUGGUGCUGCAUGUACAUUGUAUCAAUCUUUCCCAAAGCUAGUCUCAAAGUUACCCUGAAAAAAUAUCAGUUUCCUGGAGAUAAUCUCAAGUUAUUUGCAUGUACUGUUCAAAGUUACAGAUGAUGGGAGUAUUUGUACCUGUUAUUCCGUUAAUUUCGUAGUUUUGAAGAUGUUCCUCGCACCUGUUGACCUGUAUACCUUAUUUAAGUACCGAUAUAUCAAAACUUUCAACAAGUACAGGCUGACUGAUUGAGAUAAUGUUACUGAAUUAUUGAAGUGAAUCUGUUGGGAAGUAUAGUUCUUUAGUUCAUCAAUAUAUGGAUAUGUUGUAUGAAUGAUGAAGAAGAUGUAUUGAUUGUUGAUUACAAUUGUUGAAAAGGUGAAGUGUGUAGGUUUUAGAUCUGAAAGAAUGUAUGCUUCACCUCAAGAGCAUAAAGCAAUCAAACUACACAAGCAGACAGAACACAGAUGCCUAUGUUUCGCUUCUGAAGACAUCAUUAAUUUAACCGAAGGAUGUUCCAACUUCCUGAUUUGUCUUUUUCAUAUUAUGAGAUUGAACCAUUUUGCAUGUAAUCGCCUCAUUUUACCAAGUAUCAAUAUUAUCAUUUUGUGAUAUAACUUCAGCGGUAGUGCACAACAGUCUGUAUAAGGUUCACUGAAUCCUCCCUAUCUCCAGAGCUUGAACUUCAGUAAACCUACACCAAGGGUACCCACCAUCUUCCCGAGGCAAGAGAAUUAAUUGAUUUUAAAAGUCCAAUUUCCACCCUUGCCGAACUAGGCUGGAAUUCUGGGCUCAAUUGUAGCGCCACCAGUGGUUAUUAUGAGUUAUGUCCCUUCUGAGCCACUCCUAUG